AUUUAACCACAUAAAUGUUCAAUUAUUCACCAUUAAGAUAAAAAGGGUCCUACAUGAUCGGAUAAUCUAGAAUGUCGUAGGAUGCUAAGCUAAAUACUUAGCAACUACCUGCAUUUUAAAAUUAAUAUCAAUAAAACUCUACUUAGCAAAAGGUACAGUAAUAUUACUACUAUUAAAAUUAGUCUUAAACCUUGUAAGUUUAAAACAGUGCUAAAUAAUAAAACACAUAUACUUAGUAAUCACACCAAACAAUAAGGUCAGUGAGAAUGAAUUAGGUAUCAACUAGAUCAAUUCAUUAAUAAGUAUAUUUAAUAAAUAUUUUAAGGCUGAAGCAUAAGGAUCAGUAGCAAAUAUAAUUGUACCUACUUAAUUAUAGUCUCUUUAACAAUCCUAAUAAAUAAGAAUAGAUGCUCCAAGAUCAUUAAGAAAUUAUAUAACUUCAUCACCCUAAAGACAAUUAUCCCAUAAAUCUAAUAAAAGUUUUUCAGUGACAAAGCCUGCUUUCGUUGAAUACUACCCUCCAGUAUAUAUGCCUCAUGUAGAACCAGUAUAUUAAUAAACAAUUAUUAAUCAUCCAAUUCAAGUAGUUGACCUAAUAAAGUUCGAAGAAAUGUGGAGUAAAAGGAUGAGAGGAAUUGAACAAAUGAUUGAAUAAAACAAUUAAGUCAAUGUCUAGUCAGAAAACUUUGAUUUAAGAGCUUCAAACAACAAUGAUAGUUAAACUAUCAUAGACUUAUAAACUGAACUCUUUAAAGUAAAAACAACUUUAGAAGACAGAGAAAGAGAAAUUACAAUAUUAAAAUAAUAAUUGUAAAAUUCUAGAGAACAAAUUGAAUUUGAAAACAGUAAUAUUUUUUUAUAAACUUUAGAAUAAAAUAGAAGUGCUUCUCAUCUGAUAACAUCAGAAUUACAAAUCAAAAUUAAUACCCUUCAAUAAACUAUUUCUAAUUUACAAUACGAUUUAAAAUAAGCUCAAGAAAUCAUAGAUUAAUUAAAAUAUGAAAAUUUGUCUUUAAAAUCUGAACUUCAAAAUAAUUUAAGUAUUUCAAAUGGUAAAGAUGAAAUCAUAAUCAAAUUAAAAUAAUAAUUAUAAUCAUCCUUUGAAUAAUAUAAUUUUGAAGCAUGUAAUUAUUUAUUUUAUUAUUUAGAAUCUGGUAAAAAUGCUUCUUAAUAAAUAAUAUCUGAGUUACAAAUUAAAUUGAGUUCUCUUCAAUAAACAAUAAAUAGUUAACUAUUAAAUUUGAAUUCAAAAGAUGAUCUCAUAGAAAAAUUGAGAAUUGAAAUAAAUCAACUUAAAAUUGAAAAAAUGAAUAUCAAUAAUCUAUGUAAUGAAAAAGAUGAUAUAAUUUAAAAAUUAUAAAUGGAAUUAAAUGAAGUCUAUUAAUAAGUUGAUUAAUUGAAUGAAGAAAUUACAACAACUCAAUCAAUUUAAACCUAUGAAGAGGAAGCUAAAAUAUGGAAAUCAAAAUUUAAAGAAUUGAAUGAUGUUUAUCAUGCUUGCUAAGAAAAAUUAAUGGUUAAAGAAGCAGAAUAUGAAUCAUUAAUUAAACAGUAAAGCAGUUAAAAAAAAAUAAUAACUUAAACAAUCAUAAAGUAAAAUAGCUCACGCUCUAUCUAAAAUGUAAAUAUUUUCUUAUAUAAAAGAAUUCUGAAUACACAUCUAGCAGUUUGAAUUAAAAUGAUUUCGAAAAAAUGUAAAACAUUUAAAAACCUCUUAUGAUGUGAAAUUUAUUAGAGUUAACAUAUA
Messenger RNA from Paramecium sonneborni, 1747 nucleotides. The record is from the annotation of a GenBank genome assembly. Lineage: Eukaryota; Ciliophora; Oligohymenophorea; Peniculida; Parameciidae.